Molecule: messenger RNA, 1443 nt
Organism: Sinocyclocheilus grahami
Lineage: Eukaryota; Metazoa; Chordata; Actinopteri; Cypriniformes; Cyprinidae
Product: voltage-dependent L-type calcium channel subunit beta-4-like
Exons: 7
Coding region: 448-1443 (331 amino acids)
Biological process (GO): calcium ion transmembrane transport
Cellular component (GO): voltage-gated calcium channel complex
Molecular function (GO): voltage-gated calcium channel activity; protein binding
Source: RefSeq, a predicted model, not a curated record
UAACCAAGCAAAAUAAGGGCAGAUUAAGAAAUAAACAACACUAAUCAACCAAAAAUCUUUAUAUAUGACAUCUUCAAAUAUAUUAUGCUAUCAAAGUACAAAUCUGCUAAAGUGUAGCCAAAAGCACUUAAAAUGUAAGGGGAAGCUGACCCAAGCAAACCAACUGUUUAUCUCAGUUGCUACUCUACAAUUGUCCUUUCGUCCUGUUACUGUAAAUAUAUGUAAAUAUGGAUGAAUCAACACUGAUCACAUGUAGCCUACCCUGCUGCACUCCAUAUAAAUUAUCCUUGCAAAUUUUACAGCACUUGAAGGACAAGUUUUAGGUCUUUGCAGAUUAAAUUAAUAUGAUCUCUUGUGCAUUCAGUCUCAUCAUAUAUAUUCAAAUCCACACUGUCCUCAAGCGUCAUAGAGCUGCCAAUAGACAGCAUUACCCUUUACUGGGCUGAUAUGGAGCUCUUUGAGAAUGAAUUUGUGCAUUGCAAUUGGUUUGAAGGUAAAUUAAUGAAAGCUAUUAUUAGUAACUUGCCUGGGGCAAUGCAGCACAUGUGCCGUUGCUCAAAUCAGCAGUGUUUCUGUUCCAGCACUCUCAUCAAAGUAUCUGUCUGCUGCCAUUCACUUAUACACAACCUCAUGGACACAUUUACAAAUAAAAUGGUAGAACUGAACUACAUGGAGAUUUUGUUUACAUCUCUAGGUACAGAACUGAAACAUACUGUAGCAGUUCAUGUGCUCACAAAGGAUUCUGAUGCAAAAGUGUCACUCACAUUCAGUGUUUUUAUCAAAAGGUUUCAUUCUUUCCUUUUUGUUGCGAUUAUUCAGUUUAAGCCUGUUGCUUUCGCCGUGCGCACAAACUUCACCUACACUCCUGCAGAUGAUGACAACGUCCCCAUACCAGGGCACGGAGUUUCUUUUGAAGCUAAAGACUUCCUGCAUAUCAAAGAGAAAUUUAACAAUGACUGGUGGAUUGGACGGCCUGUAAAGGAAGGGGGAGAGGUUGGUUUUAUCCCCAGCCCGGUGAACCUGGAGACGAUUCUGAUCAGAAGAGAGAUGCAGGCCAGGAAGGCCGCCAAAGCGCUGGCCAAUAAAGCGGCUAGUGCUGCUAAAGAUGAUAUGAAUGCAAAGAAAGCAGCUCCACCACAAACAGUUCAGCAAGUGAAGAAAAAAUCGGGAGAGCAACUGGCUGCAUAUGAUGUUGUGCCUUCCAUGCGUCCUGUGGUGCUCAUGGGGCCUUCGCUAAAGGGCUAUGAGGUUACAGACAUGAUGCAAAAAGCUCUCUUUGAUUUUUUAAAACACAGAUUUGAAGGAAGGAUUACUAUCACCCGGGUGACGGCAGAUAUUGCACUUGCCAAGCGAUCAAUCCUUAACAACCCCAGCAAGCACGCCAUAAUGGAUCGCUCCAACACCCGUUCCGGUUUAGGUAAUCACUACUUGCUGUUUUCUUAA